Alternaria ventricosa is the source of this 1599-nucleotide messenger RNA. RefSeq lists its product as uncharacterized. The coding region runs from base 1 to 1599 and encodes 532 amino acids. The record is from RefSeq and is a predicted model, not a curated record. Gene Ontology annotation, molecular function: oxidoreductase activity. NCBI's taxonomy places the organism in Eukaryota, Fungi, Ascomycota, Dothideomycetes, Pleosporales, Pleosporaceae. The transcript is spliced from 5 exons.
AUGGUUCAUCGCUUACUAACAUACUGCUCAGCGAUACAUGGAAGGCCCUACGACAUUUGGGGUGAUGCACCAGGAAAGAAAGAGAAGAUUGGAAAGGCUGGCUACUGCCCACAUGGCAAUGAGUUGUUCCUGGGUUGGCAUCGCCCGUACCUUGCGCUAUUCGAGCAAGCACUUUCGAGCCAUGUUUAUGAUAUCGCGAAGAAAGCACCCGCCGAUCAGAUCGAACGGUACCUCAAGGCAGCAAAUGAGUUUCGCAUACCUUAUUGGGACUGGGCCCAAGGUACGACUAUUGGCCCGGUGCCCGACUUCUUUACAGCCCCCGAAAUAGCGGUGACGGAUACGGACGGCAGUCUGACAGUGGUGUCAAAUCCGUUGUAUUCUUACAAGUUCAACCCCAUACCUGCUGGCUUUGAUCACAAGUGGGCCUCUAUGAGUUCGACGAUACGAUGGCCGAGUGACGCGACCGCCAAUGCGACAUCGCGACAAUCGAUGUUUGUCGGUGCCUUCAAUGGCCAGUCCACCAAUCUGAUAUCUCAGGUUGGUGUUGCUUUCCGAGCGAGCACGUUCUCGCGAUUCUCGAGUAUACUAGAAGACCCGCAUGGUUGGAUACAUGGCGUUAUCGGCGGUGGCUACGAUCCCACGUCUUCACCUGGUCAUAUGUGGCCGCUGGAGUAUUCGUCAUACGAACCCCUCUUCAUGUUACAUCAUGCCAACGUCGACCGCCUACUCGCACUAUACCAGGGAGCGCACCCCGAUCUUUGGAUGGAGAAGUCAAGCAUAGGACCGCACGGCAAUGUUUAUCUCGACGACUACCAAAACGUUGACGCAAACACUGAACUCCUCCCAUUCAGAAAGGACCCUGGCAAAUUCAUGACCUUCAACGACUGUCGCAAUACCACUGUCCUAGGUUAUGCCUAUCCGGAAACGAAGCGCUGGAAGUUCGCAUCAGACCAAGCCUACCAGGCAGAUGUCACAGCGCAGAUUGCGAGGAUGUAUGGUGGCCGCGCACGCGCACAGAGCAAAGUUACAGUUAUGAGUACCAAGCCAACGCCAUUCGGAGAAACACUCGAGGACAGCAAUGGCACAUACACCGACUGGAUCAUCGAGACACAAGCCAUUGCUUCCAAACUUCCACCAUCGUUCAUCGUCAAGUACUCGCUCGGCGGCAUGUUCAACUCCGAGCCAGUCGUCGACGUGGGAAGCUGGAUGAUGUUGAUGCCGGAGCGACUCGACGACGUGCACACCGAAAAAGAUCCCUCAAAACCGGAGAAGUUGAUGAACGGUACAACAAGUAUCACACCUUAUCUUAUCGAGCAGAUUGAGAACAAGAGCUUGAAGAGCCUGGAGCCCAGCGACGUGGUGCCUUUCUUGACCGAGAAGCUGACCUGGAAUGUUUACGAUCAAAAUGGCGAACGCGUCAAGUUCCCUGACCAAAAGACUCUCUCAGUCAAGGUAUUCAGCACCAGCGCGCGCGUGCCAGACAACGACGAAGAGCCGAUCGAAUACGACGAUGGAAGCACGGCUUAUCCCGAGAUCACGGCAGGCAAGUCUGGUGGUAACAAGAUGGGCCCUCCGGGCAUGAUGCCUCCGCGAUUCUAG